UGUUCCCGGUAGAUGUCGAUGCUGACACCGAUGGGGAUUCUCUUCUCCAGUGCGCAGCGCUCCGGCCCGGCCGCUCCUUCCUUCCUCAUCUCCUCUCCUCACACAGCUGGCUCGCUCUCCUCUCGGAUGAUGGCUCUGCCUUCUCCUGUCGCACACAGCGCUGGACCCAGGGCUGGACUGGACUACCAACAUAGAGUGGUGUUUGUGACAGAGAGGGAGCGGUUUGAGGUCCCAGUCCGUGCCAUUGGGCCACGUGCCAUUCUUGAUUUCCGCGACAAACUCCUCUUCCCCGUCUGUCCUGUGAAAUCCUCCACAGAGAAGACUCAGCAUGUCCGCAACAUAGGAAAUGGCAAGGCUAAGUUCAAGCUGGACACGCAGAGCCCGUUCUCUGUGACGCCAUCCAGUGGGACUGUUGACGUCGGCGGGAGCGUCCAGGUGACUGUGGAUUUCCACCCUAUGACAGUAGGGGUCCACAGCCAGCCGCUGGUCCUGCACUACCACACCGGUGAAGAUGUGCACAUCAGCUUGCAAGGUGUUAGUGAAGAACUGGACAUCCACCUUGAGGCAGACUCUGUCCUUUUGACAAAGACCUACAUGUCCUUGGCCAGCCAUCGCACAGUGUCCCUCACCUACAGGAGUGAGAUCCCUCUGAAGUACUUCUGGACCACGUGGCCCAGCCUGCAAGAGGAGGCCCUGAGCUUAUUGAGCGAGAGCUCGGGGCUGGCACAGGAGGAGUUUGAGAGGAAGCGGCUGCUCGCUCAAUGCAAAGCACAUCCCACAGUGAUACAUCGCCUUCCGCUGCUGUCCAGAGCCCUGCAGGAGCGCAGAAGCCAGACAGUGAGGGACCACCGGCUGGUCCUCUCACACAGCUGUAUUACCAUGGAACCAGCGGAGGGUGAGAUAUGGCCCAGGACUCCAGCCCAGUUUCACAUUGUCUUCAAGCCUGAGGAGGCCAAACUGUACCAACAAACCAUAUAUUGUGAUAUCACAGGCCGUGAAGCUCGGUUGACUCUCACAAUAAUGGCGGAGGGCAUUGGACCUAAUGUCCAGUUCAACUACGACCUGAUGGACAUGCAGAACGUAGUCAUUGGAGACACAGACUAUUAUGAAUUGCUAGGUAUGUUGGACAUGUCCGUUCCAGCGGUGGCCAAGUUCAGGCGUCUUCUGGACAGUCUGCCCAGGGAAGCUCUACCCGAUGUGGUAGCCUCCAUGAUCCGCACCUCAAACAAGGAGAAACUCCAGGUCCUGGAUGCGUUGACCUUGGAGGAGCGAUUUAAGAGAGCUCUACCCAUGUUGACCAGACAAAUAGAUGGACUGAAACUGCUGCAGAAAACCAGGAAGACAGGUCCUGAAAAUGAGAAGAGGGUGCGACCGGUGCGUAAAGGUGGAGUGGUCUCGGGUCGGCAGUUUAACCUGGAUGAGGAACCGGAAGACAAGGAUGGCGAUGACAUUGCACCCUUGGAGAAGAAGGUCCACGGGGCCAAGAUGCCCGACGCCGCACUCAGAGUUUGCAUCAAAGAGCUCAAGAGAUUGAAGAAGAUGCCUCAGUCCAUGCCUGAGUUUUCCCUUACCAGAAACUACUUGGAUUUGAUGGUAGAGUUGCGAUGGAGCAAAAGCACCAAAGACUGCCUGGACAUCCAAGCUGCUCGCACCCUGUUGGACAACGUCCACUACGCCAUGGACAAGCUGAAGAGACGCGUGCUGGAGUACCUCGCUGUUAGACAGCUGAAGACUUCUCUGAAGGUCCUGGACCCAGAGCAGAACCACAGCUUCACGGACCAUUACCUCAACGUGGCCUUUGACCUCUCCCAAGUGCUCUUCAUUGCCACGACCAACACCACGGCGACCAUUCCCCCUGCCCUGCUGGACAGGAUGGAGGUGCUGCAGGUACCAGGCUACACUAGGGAGGAGAAGGUGGAGAUAGCUCACCGUCAUCUGAUCCCAAACCAGUUGGAGCAGCAUGGAUUAACACCUCAGCAGCUGCAUAUACCGCAGGACACCACGCAGGAUAUAAUCAGCAGCUACACCCGGGAGGCGGGCGUGCGUUCCCUGGAGAGAAAGUUUGGGGCGAUCUGCCGAGCGGUGGCGGUGAAAGUUGCCGAAGGUCACAGAGUCGCCACAACAGAUGUUUCCACCGCCGAGUGUCCGUCACAGCAGGGGGACAAGGCAGCCCCCCCGGAGAUGCCCAUAGUGAUCGACCACGUGGCCCUGAGGGACAUCCUGGGUCCUCCUGUGUUUGAAAUGGAGGUGUCUGAGAGGCUCACCCUGCCAGGUGAGAGGCUCACCCUGCCAGGUGUCUCUGUGGGUCUGGCCUGGACGCCCCUCGGCGGGGAGAUUCUGUUUGUGGAGGCCAGUCGAAUGGAGGGAGAAGGUCAACUCACUCUGACCAGUCAGCUUGGAGACGUUAUGAAAGAAUCCGCCCAUCUGGCGAUCAGCUGGCUCAGAGCAAAUGCUAAAACCUACCAGCUAACCAACAUGGUGGGUGGCCCAGACCCGCUAGAAGGGACAGACAUCCAUCUCCACUUCCCAGGUGGAGACGUCACCAAGGAUGGCCCCUCUGCAGGUGUUACCAUAGUAACGUGCCUAGCCUCGCUGUUUAGCGGCCGAUUGGUCCGAUCGGACGUCGCCAUGACGGGAGAGAUCAUGCUGAGGGGGCUGGUGCUGCCGGUGGGUGGCAUCAAGGACAAGGUCCUGGCGGCCCACAGGGCGGGAGUGAAGCGCGUUAUCCUCCCAAAACGCAACAACAAGGACCUGGAGGAGCUUCCAGCCAACAUCCGAGCCGACCUGGACUUCGUCACAGCCGCCAACCUGGACGAGGUGCUGAACGCCGCCUUUGACGGAGGGUUUCCAGGGGCGGGCCACACCCACACCCUGAGCAGCAAACUGUAACACACAGGACGGGUCCCUAACUAGACCUAAAAGAGCAGUGAGUGGGUCGUCAGCGUGGACCUCUUGGAGUCAAAGGACUUUUGUAACUUUGUUCGCGCCUUGCUUUUAAGAUCUUUGCAUUCAAAGGAUUAUUUUCCUAUUGAACAGACAAUUUGAGACAAAUCAAGCUAAAGCACUUGGUUUGGGGGGGUUACAGCCUCUCAGCAUCAGCAUCAGAUUUUAUAAACUUGAUCCCUAAUGUGUUCUAAUGGUUUGGUGUAAUGAGGGUGUUUACAAUGUGGAAUAUCUAAUGAGGACUAAUUUUUGACAGUUUGAAUUUAAAAAGAAGACAAAAUAGUACAUAUACACAAUCCAUUGGAAAUGAAGAUAAUUCAGAUCAGAGCACCGAUUUGGUGGAUGGGACACAAACGACUGCAAUCAUUUUGAUCAAUUCAGAAUGUAACCUCAUCUAUGGGAUCAUUUUCUCUGGACUUUCUGUUCUUAACGUGAAAGUAUCUCAAUCCAAAGCAUUGUGUGACGUAUGUAGAGACCAAAUUAGAACUAACAAGGCUCAUUGUAACUAUAUACACCAAUAAUAUUGCUAGUUGAAAUGAUUCUGCUUUGGGGAACAAAAGCGGUUGUUUUUUUUCUUCAACUUCUAAAAAGAUUACAUGAUUACAUGACCUGCAUAUUGUUUUAGCUCUCGCUAACUAUGAAAUAAAGCAACCCAAUCAGUUUGUGUGCUGCGUGAUUCAACAGCCACUCUGAUUUUUGUAUAUUUAUUGUAGAUAUAUAAUGCUUUCAGUCAUACCUAUUUGGCAGUACUGUGUACAUACUGUAAACCCUGCAGAUAUCUCUCCACAGAGGUCAAGCAGCCUUAAGUAAACACAACUGUUUCCUCCUGAAGUGCCGAUUCAUGCGUAGGUGUAAAACACUGUAGCAUUCGUUGUAGUUUUUGAUGACAAACUUGAUAUACUAACCACUUUGUUUUUCUAAAAUAGGUUGUUUUAAAGAUGCUUAACAUUUUGAAAAUGGGUGAAAUGAUCUAAAGCUGAAAAAAGUGUGCCACAGAUGCAAUUCCUUUUUUGCCCCUUCACCCUGUAGCGACGUAAUCUGAAACACCAGCGUGCAGCGUCUCUCUCUCUCUCUCUCUCUCUCUCUCUCUCUCUCUCACGCUUGUAUUCAGACAGCCAUGAAAUGAUUAAUGCAGGUUUGGCAGAACAUUUCCACAGGCGCAGAAACGCCAUCAGACGAGUGCUGUGCGUUCAGGUUUUACACCGACACUUUUACAGGAUAUGCAAGCGCUUGUUGUGUUUGCAAUUCAUUUCAAAUGAUAAAACAAAUUAAAGAAAAUGUGUAUUAUGCAGCUGUGCACAGAAGAUUUGUCUCUAAGUUGACGAGUAGCUUUCAAGCUUGCAACAACCGUUUAUGGCCACUUGGGGGCAGCGGUAAGAAGCUGCAUUUACAACAUGGACAUGCAUUGGAGGUUCUCAUGGUUUCAGUUUAAAUAAUCCUCUUGUGGAAGAAGUUGGAGCGGGCCGACACAACGGACAAAGAGCCGUCUCCACCUGGGAAUACUUAUGUCUAUCUGGGUGACCACGAGGGACUGAUGUAAUCUAAAUAUGUUUGUCUAGGCAUACAUUUCAUUCUUAUGUGUGUUUAUCACCUGCCGUGGACGAAGUUGUUUCCAACCAAAUGAGAGUUUAAAGACAACGGAGUUUGUUUCAUUAAAUCAUGAUGAAAAAUGGCGUGGAAAUUAUACAAGAAGACGUAGAAUUAAGGCAAUAAGUUCUAUUUACAUUGCAAUGAUUAAAAUGGGUAAUUUGCAGACAAUAUCUCAGGCAGUCGCAUUAUGUCAUCAGGAAAAUAACUAUUUAAUUCCGUGAAUACUGUGCAACGUAUCAGCUAUCGUCCCUAACAGUGUCAGACGCCUGCAGCAGCACCUGCUGCUUUGUCUGGCUUCAACGUUAUUCUUUACCGACGGGUUACAGAACCGUUGGGCUUACCCGGUAUUUACAAACCGGGAGGAAAGACUCAUCGGCGUGUAUGAAAAUACAGGCGUCUAAAAGCCUUCUCAGCUCUCCGUUGUUACGUGAAUAAACCGCACAACUAACUAACGUAAGCAUAGCGAUUAC
Pungitius pungitius (ninespine stickleback) is the source of this 5003-nucleotide messenger RNA. Its product is annotated as lon protease homolog 2, peroxisomal-like. Bases 13 to 2889 code for a protein of 958 amino acids. Gene Ontology annotation, molecular function: ATP-dependent peptidase activity; ATP binding; serine-type endopeptidase activity. The transcript has 19 exons. The record is from RefSeq and is a predicted model, not a curated record. Gene Ontology annotation, biological process: protein targeting to peroxisome; protein catabolic process; protein processing. Gene Ontology annotation, cellular component: peroxisomal matrix. Lineage: Eukaryota; Metazoa; Chordata; Actinopteri; Perciformes; Gasterosteidae.